Molecule: messenger RNA, 1182 nt
Organism: Ambispora leptoticha
Lineage: Eukaryota; Fungi; Glomeromycota; Glomeromycetes; Archaeosporales; Ambisporaceae
Source: the annotation of a GenBank genome assembly
AUGAGCGAAACCAUCCUUUCUGUAAAAAUCAGAGAAGCGGCCACAAGGCAACAACCGAAGCCCCAUAUCGCAUACGAGGUAGAAAUCCGCGCAGCAGUUCGUACAUGGGUAGUCUGGAAACGAUUCAGCGAAUUUGAAGACCUCAACAAAAAAUUUCUUCGACUAUUCCCCAAUCACCCGCCACCUGUCGACCUGCCCGUAAAACACUUCUUCCAGUCGACACUCGGGAACCCGGUGUUAGUGGAGGAACGUAAACGUGGACUUGAAGAAUAUUUGCAAGCGAUACAAACAGACCCUGAUGACCGGUGGCGCGAGACUGACGAGUGGAAGGAAUUUUUGGCGAUACCGAGCGGACGUCCGUUAGAUGCUAGCACAAUGUACACGUCAGAAAGCUGGUUGGAUGAGUAUAACCAGGUGCAGGCUAUUGCCCGCGAUAUAAGGUCAUUAUUGAACCGCCGCGAGACACACAUUGCUAGAAAUGAAGUGCAGGCAUCACAUAAUUGUAGUGUACAAGCAAAGAAAAGUUUGUCGACCCUUAAUGCACGAGUAUCACAACUUGAUGCCGGUCUACAAGGUUUAGCAAAAGGUUCCGGUCGGGAUGGACUUGUAAUGCUGGAAGGUGAACUACGACGAAGAAUGGAUAUGUUAAAUGAGUUAAAAAAUGAAAAAGAAUUAUUGUCGAAACUCGUGUUAGCCAAUCGACCAGACAUCAUCAAAGCUUCAUCACCGGCUAGCAACGUUGAUCGUAAUGUACUAUUCCGACAACCAGAAGCAUCAGCCAUUCGCCAACGAACAGCACCGCCACUGUCUCGAGCUGCUUCCGGAUCCAUCAUGACCAGUACUACUGCUAACAGUAAUAGUAGCAUCAUUUCCUCAAGUACUAAACCUGUUGCCUCGAGGCGUGUCUUCGGGAAUAAGGCUGCCUCGAUGCCCAGCGAGACUGAGCAGACACGAGGACUUGAUAACGAAGGACUGCUGCGAUUGCAACAACAGACUAUGCAGGAUCAAGAUCUUCAUGUCGAACAAUUUAGUGCAAUGUUGAGUCGACAAAAACAUAUUGGAUUAGCUAUCUCGGAAGAGUUGGAUAUGCAGAACGGUAUGCUGGAUGACCUAAAUAACCAAACUGAAGUAAUUGCUGAUAAAUUACGAUAUAAUCAACGAAAGAUUGCUAAUAUCCAUUAG